UCCGCCCGAUGGGUGUGUGUAGUUCCGGCAGGAGCGGACAUCUUGUGGAACUGCAGAGAAGACAAGACAGCGAUAGAGGGACAGGACGGAGGAGCUGGAGCGGCACGAACGUCAGAUAGCUAGCUAGGUGGCCAGAGCAUUGGGAUAUAAAACCGGUGAUCGUUGGUCCACUUCGGUCACCGUUGAUUGAGUCACACUGGGUGAAAACGUGGCAGUUAUUUAGUUUGCAAAUUAUUCGGGUUUUUUUUUUUAUUUACCUGGCGAUUUCAACUGGGAACAGAUUGCCCCGGGUAACCCACAGAAAGAGAGAAUGGCGCUGAAGCGAAUUCAUAAGGAGCUGAAUGACUUGGCGCGUGACCCCCCAGCACAAUGCUCCGCAGGCCCAGUGGGAGAUGACAUGUUUCACUGGCAAGCUACAAUCAUGGGGCCUAAUGACAGUCCAUAUCAGGGUGGUGUUUUCUUCUUGACAAUUCACUUCCCCACAGACUACCCUUUCAAACCUCCCAAGGUUGCGUUUACCACAAGAAUUUAUCACCCUAAUAUUAACAGUAAUGGCAGCAUCUGUCUCGAUAUUCUAAGAUCACAGUGGUCGCCUGCAUUAACUAUUUCUAAAGUUCUUUUGUCCAUUUGUUCACUGUUAUGUGAUCCAAACCCAGAUGACCCUCUAGUGCCCGAGAUUGCACGCAUCUACAAAACAGAUAACGAAAAAUAUAAUAGGCUAGCACGGGAAUGGACAGACAAGUAUGCAAUGCUUUAGGGUACAACAGAAUAGCGCGGGAAUGGACUCAGAAGUAUGCAAUGUGAUGCCACCUCGCCGAAGUCAGAACAAACACGUAUUAUAGCUGGAAUAAACUUUAAAUUACUGGUUUAUUUUUAUUUUUUUGUUUUCUUAUUUGGCUGCUCCCCUGUAUAAAACCAUAUUUAGAUGUUUCUUUUUUUUUUUUUCUGGCCCGCAUUCAUUCACACGCUCUCACAAGAAGAUGGUGUCUCCUGCCCAGGCCAAGACCAGGUUCUUGAGUUUUUAAUGUAAUUUUCCCAUUGAAAAAAAGGAAACUGCCCACAGUUCUUUCUGAAAACUCAAUGGAGCAUGUGGCCAUAGCAGGCCAACACAUCACCCCAGCCACUUGGUUAUGAGGCUUUAAAGAACCAAACCAACAACAGUGUUCCUCAUCGCUCUAACACGUGCUGAAGAUGCCAACAAAACAAGGAUGCUCCACGCGCUACCAGCCCCAUCUUGUAAGGAUCACCUCAUUGCUGGGACAGCAUCCAUUUUUUUGUAAGCUUUUCCCAAUAAAGUUAGAGACCUUGAGGUCUGUUCAAAUGUAUUUUCUGCUCAUAACUGACCGCCUGGAUGGUGAACUGCUGUAAAGUAUACGCAUCAGCAGCGAGGAAGUUAAAAAAAAAAAAAAGAAAAAAAAAAAGAAAUAAAAGAAAUAAAAAAAGUCGAAUAUAAUGCUGUAUUUUAUGCAUGUUAAUAAAGGAAUAAAGUUUAUGUUCUGCAGACAAUGCAAAUUUGGAGGAUGGGAUGGGUAGGGUGGGAGGAGAACUCGGCCCCCUUUUUAGGGUUUUUGUUUUUUGUAUUUUUUUUUUUCUUUGUUUUUAGAAGUUGGGAGCUAUUAGUUGAUCCAUCUUCCAAAACACUUUUCUUGUAGCACUGAAAAAAGAUGCAAAGCCCUCAACGGAAGACUGAUCGACUAAUAGCUCUGCAAGUUAUUGAUUUGUUUUAUUUCUUCUUUCCCCCCCCCCCCCCCCCCCCCCUCAAUAAAGUUGCAUAAACCAAUACUUGGUAGCCUGGUGCAAUUUGUAUAAAGCUGUCUUUUUGUAUGUGGCUGUAUUCACUGUAAUGAUAAUAAAAGCGGUGGGCCUUGGGA
Messenger RNA from Conger conger (European conger), 1871 nucleotides. Its product is annotated as ubiquitin-conjugating enzyme E2 D2-like. Lineage: Eukaryota; Metazoa; Chordata; Actinopteri; Anguilliformes; Congridae. The coding region runs from base 311 to 757 and encodes 148 amino acids. Gene Ontology annotation, molecular function: ubiquitin conjugating enzyme activity. The transcript has 8 exons. Gene Ontology annotation, cellular component: nucleus. The record is from RefSeq and is a predicted model, not a curated record. Gene Ontology annotation, biological process: ubiquitin-dependent protein catabolic process; protein K48-linked ubiquitination.